GACCUGCUAGUGUACGAUUAUCUUUAAAAACAAUAUGGAUGGUACCUCAGUAUCACUAUUCUGCAGGUUGUAUACAUUUUGCCCGGGUGCAGGUACCAACCUGGGCAAAGCAAAGAGCCACAGCAUAUGGGUAAUGGUACUGAGGGAUGAAAAUGUCGGCCACGAAGUUCCGGAGUUUGUCAGCCAGGCCGUAUACCACCACCACCACCAGACAGAGGGUGGGAACCAGGGGCAUCAGUGCACGAUCGGAUGCAAGAAUCUUCAACGAGGAGGAGGCACAACUCCCUCGCCUCCACCUGUCUGACCUGCACACGGGAGAAGAGUGAGCACAGAGCAUCCUGGCGCUGUGAGGAAGAAAGAGCCAGCAGGGACGGUGGUGCAGGUCGGUGAGGAGGCUGUGACUGCAGAGGGACAACUGAGGGGCACAGCAACACAUGCACAUGUUCUUCUGAUGAAGGGCUGGUGGGGACAGCUGAUGCAUCUGCCAAAUGACUCAAACGAGAUGGGUGUAGUACUGUCCAGAGUAAACAACAGUUGUCAGGUGCAGGUACCAACAACAAGAGAAGCCAACAGCAUAGACAGCGACUACUCCUCCAUCAUACCUAACCAGAACAAAGUGUGUGAGCCAGAGGAGGCGCUGGUCCCUGCUCUUCCAGAGACAGCGAGCGUGGAGCGAGGCUACGUCACUCCACAACAAGUGUACAACCUGCUGAACGCAGAGGAAGGCCAGCCCGCCUUGCACGACCCCGACUAUAUUCUCAUCCUGGACUGCCGCAGCGCAGGGAGGUACAAGGAUUGCCAUGUGGUGACAUCGCGGGCUGCUGUGACGGUGAUCCACCCUGCGCUGGGCUGUCUGAUCAGCUGUAUAGAUCUGCAGAAGUAUUCUAUAAUCCUGCUGUAUGCAGAGGAAGGGUGCAGCCCAGUGGGCAGUGUGAAGGCCAGGGCGGACUCCCCGGACCUCCAGCGCUGCUUCUUCCAGCUGAGCGCUCUAGGGAUGGACCCGGUCAUCCUGCUGGGGGGGUUCUCAGCCUUCAAUGCCCUCUACCCUUUCAUGUGCACACCCCGCAUGGUCCUGCUUGAACCUGAGCGGCGCGCCCUCACCAUCUACCCCUCGGAGAUCCUGGAAGGAGCUCUCUACCAGGGCUCUGCCUCGCAGGCCUCCGACUUCCGCAUCAUCAAGAAUUUACACAUAACGCACGUGGUCAACGCCACUGCCAACAGCCCCGAUGCUUUCCCCAACACGCUGAGCUACCUGAGGCUGCGUCUGAGCGAUGACGCCCAGCAGGACCUGGUGGAGGCCCUGCCGCUGGCGUCCAGGUUCAUCAACACAGCGCUGAAGGCUGAGCCGGCUGGCCGCGUUCUGGUCCACUGUAGUCUGGGCAGGAGCCGCAGCUCAGCACUGACACUGGCCUUCCUCAUGGAGCACCGGCGCUGGUCCCUGCUACACGCCCUGCGCUGGAUGAAGGAGAGGAGGGCUUGCACGGCACCCAACGUGAACUUCCUGCGUCAGCUGCUGACCUAUGAGGAGACGCUGUUUGGGAGCAGACUCACCUCCCUGGACGACAUCCGCCGAUGACUGCGGGGACGAGUGGGGAUGAAGAGGAGGAUACACUGGAUUGUUUUGUCUCCUACGGUUCAUGUUGAGAAAGUGUAAAAAAAUAAAUAAAAGGUGCAGACAUAUCAAACAGAGGCGGAUUUUGUACUGCAACAAAGACUCAAUAGGAGAAUCCACAGAGUAGUCUGACAUCGAUCUGACUUCACCAUCAAGCCCCACGCAAGGUUCCUUGUGCUAUGCCUCAGUGACAGCAGUAAUCGUACACAUGUGAAAUGUUGUGGCCUCUGUAAUAUAACAUAAUCCCUUUUGCUUGGUGAUAGCAAAUAGGAAAUGUACAUUAAUAAAGUGUAUUUAGAACAUUUUUUGGCAUUAGAAAUGUUUCCCAUUGUCUUUUGCCCAUCUGUUCUAUCUCACAGUGAUGGUCUGUCACGACAGUCCGUGCAACAGUGGAGCUUGCAAACGCCCAAUGCUCAUCCCAUACUGCACACACACACACACACACACACAAACACUCGGCUCCACCCCGCUGACCUCAGGAGCACGUUGCAGGAAUUCCCUCCCUCACUUUUUUGCUGGGGUGGAAGGAAUUUUCUGGAAUGUGGAGGAAUGGAGCAGAGACUAGUGAAAGUAGUGGAAAUAGUGGGAAAAACCAAACCCCCAACAACUCCAGUUUGUUUGCUCAAGUUAAACACUGCAGACCCUCGCCAACCCUCCACCAAGUGUGGGGCUA
Scophthalmus maximus (turbot) is the source of this 2285-nucleotide messenger RNA. It is a transcript of the gene styxl1, whose product is annotated as serine/threonine/tyrosine interacting-like 1. Gene Ontology annotation, molecular function: protein tyrosine/serine/threonine phosphatase activity. NCBI's taxonomy places the organism in Eukaryota, Metazoa, Chordata, Actinopteri, Pleuronectiformes, Scophthalmidae. Gene Ontology annotation, cellular component: cytoplasm. Gene Ontology annotation, biological process: protein dephosphorylation. The transcript is spliced from 7 exons. The record is from RefSeq and is a predicted model, not a curated record. The coding region runs from base 452 to 1576 and encodes 374 amino acids.